AUGGACUUUGAGCAGGUCACUGCUCGCUUUCGAGAUGGAUUAGGUCGAGUCUCCGGACGCUUUGGCGGCGGGGGAGUUGCCCUUUUCGUAGUAGGCAUCCUCGUACUGGCCAUCAUAGUUUGGCUGGGCACCGGCGUUUAUACCAUCGGUCCCGGUGAAAACGCCGCCCUGCGCCUCUUCGGUGCGGUAGGAGGCAGUCCGGUAACCCAGGAAGGUCUCCACUGGUGGUGGCCUACGCCAAUCGGCAAGAAGGACGUGCUGCGGGUAACCGAAACCCGGCGUAUGGAGUUGGGUUUCCGCGGCAACGAGACCGGCGCGGCCAAUCCCUUCCCCACCGAAGCCUUGAUGAUCAGCGGCGACCUGAACAUCGUGGACGUCCAGAUGGUGGUGCAGUACAACAUCAAGAGCCUGAACGCAUUCCUGUUCCGGGUGGCCGACCCGGGUGAGGACAGUCGGCCCAUGACCCAGGGACGGCCCGAUGGCCGCACUCUUAAAGAUGCUGCCGAGGCCGCAUUGCGGUUGGUAGUGGGCCAGCGUUCUAUUGACGACGUUCUGGUUCGCAACCGUGAAGAGGUUGAGGAACAGACGAAAAUCAGGCUGCAGGAAAUUCUGGACAGCUACAGCACCGGCAUUAACAUUGAAACCGUGCAGCUUCAGGACGUGAAAGCCCCCGAAGAGGUGCGCGACGCUUUCGACGACGUGCUGAGAGCCCGCCAGGAGCGGGACACUCGCAUCAACCAGGCCAGGGCCUUUGAAGCCGAUAUUAUCCCGAGGGCCGAGGGUGACGCCGAACGGAUUACGGAAGGAGCCGAGGCCUUCAGGCAGGCCCGUAUCGCCAGGGCUGCUGGUGAAGCGGCACAGUUUACUUCCAUCCUGGCGGAAUAUCAGAACUCCAGGGAAGUAACACGCCAGCGCCUCUAUCUCGAGGCAAUGGAAGAAGUGCUCCCGGGGGUCAGCAAGAUUAUUGUUUCUCCCGAGGCUGAAACUGUCCUGAUACUUGGCCAGGGAGAGGGUGGGCUUACGCCGGUGCCCAUAGGACCCCAACCCUAA
Messenger RNA from Geodia barretti, 1050 nucleotides. NCBI's taxonomy places the organism in Eukaryota, Metazoa, Porifera, Demospongiae, Tetractinellida, Geodiidae. The record is from the annotation of a GenBank genome assembly.